AUGUGUCGAAGUUCUUUAUCAAGCUUCAAAAUGAGAACAAAACUUAAGCCUUCUUUCCCAGAAGGUUCUAAAACUGAAAGAAGAAAACUUAAAAGAAUUUUUAAAGAGCUUUCUAAACGCUGCAGCUUAUCAGAUGAUGGAAUCAAUCGUGAUCAAUUUUUGAAAUUCACUGAUCUUUCAGGUCUUCUAGGGGAGCAAUUAUUCAAUUCCUUGGAUGAAGAUGAAGAUGGCAAAUUAGAUGUAAAAGAGUUUCUGAAUGGAUUAAUUCUGCUCUACAAAGGCACUUUUGAGGAAAUUUCUGAGAUUCUCUUCAAAAUAUUUGACUUCAGUAAAAGUAGUCACAUAUCUUCCAAUGACAUUUUAUUUAUUUUAUCUUACCUGCCUAAAUUUUGUCCCAAAUGCAAAAAGAGGCUUGUGGUUGCAUGAGAUUUUAAAGAAAAAAUACAGGAACUUUUUGAGGAUAGAGAAUACAUUCAUUUAGAAGAAUUUAAAGAAUCAAUUGAAAUAAAAAAUGAAAUUGGAGAACUGAUAUUCCAGUGCAUUUUUAACUCAUUACCUGUGGUCAUUGAUGAGUGUUUUUUACAAAAAAAAUUAAUCUGUGAAAAUUUAGAAAAUUUUACUGAAGGGAAACUUAUAUACAACAGCCGGGAUUAUUAUUUUCUUUUAAAAAAUAAAAGUUUAUAUUUUGCGCCAAGCAAAGAUAAAUUAGUAAAUAAUCCUGUGGGUGUUAUUUAUGUGAAUGAUUUGUUUGUGGAGGGGUCUGAAGGAAAUCGCUUUAUUCUGAAAAAUUCGAAAUUUGAAUAUACAUUUGAAGCUGAGAAUUUGGAGCAAAAAGAAAAAUGAAUAGGGGCGAUUAAAAGUGAAACUGGAUUUAAAGAGUUUUAUAUAGAUUAUGAAACCACAGAAACUAUUGGGAAAGGUGCUUAUGGAGAAGUCAAGCUAGGGACAAAUAAGCACACAGGGAAUACUGUAGCUGUGAAAAUUAUAUCAAAAGAGCCGUUAGAUGCAAGAUCAGAAACAAGGCUCAGAAGAGAAAUUAAUAUUCUAAAAAUCAUUAAGCAUGAAAGCAUUUUGCGACUUGAGUCAGUCUAUGAGACUGCAAAUGAGUUAUUUAUAGUCACGGAUUAUAUUUCAGGUGGAUCUCUAUUUACGUGGCUUAAAGAUAGAGAAUUUUCCAUCGCUGAAAUUAUCGCACGAAAAAUCAUAAAGGACUUGGCGAAUGCUUUAUUAUUUUUACACACAAAUGGAAUAAUCCAUAGAGAUCUAAAACUAGAAAAUAUUCUAAUAGAAACCGACAAAAAUGGUGUUGUAAAGCCUAUUUUAAUUGAUUUUGGACUAAGCUGUAUGCUAGCACCACAUCAAUGUUCACAAGAAUCUGUAGGGACUUUAAAGUAUGCAGCUCCUGAAGUUUUAUCACGAAUCCCUUAUAGAGAAUCUGUUGAUUUGUGGGGGCUUGGAGUUAUUUCUUAUAUUCUUUUGAUUGGUAGGAUGCCAUUUUAUGGGAAAAAUGACCAAGAUAUUGCGACUAGGAUUCUUAAAAAACCUAUUGAUUUGGAGGGAGAAAAUUUUAGACACAUAAGUCAAGGAGCAAAAGAAAUAAUUAAAGGUUUGUUGACAAGAAGGCCAGCUAAUAGAAUGUCGCUAAAUGCAUUAUUAGAGCACGAGUGGGUUUUGCAAGAAGAUGAAGGGAGGACUGACAAAAUAACAGCUGAUUAA
This is a messenger RNA of Blepharisma stoltei, 1716 nucleotides long. The record is from the annotation of a GenBank genome assembly. NCBI's taxonomy places the organism in Eukaryota, Ciliophora, Heterotrichea, Heterotrichida, Blepharismidae.